AUGAAUAAAGCGUUAAAGGUGUUAUUGGAUAAUUUUUGUUGGAAUAUUGUAAGCAGAGGCUACAAAACUGAGCGAUUAUCCUCCACACUGUCUGUAACCCUUGGUUAUAGAAGCAAUUUUAGCUUUAACCUUAUCUCUCAGUCAUGUCUAAACGCAAAUUGCAGAAGAAAAAAAGCUAGGAGAGAAAAAUCGUGGAAUAAGGCUGACAUGGAAGAAGCAGUAACGGAAAUAUCAGCAGGAAGCCAAAUACAACCAACUUCCAAAAAAUAUGGACUAUGUAAAGCUACAUCGUAUGACAACUCCCUUCAAAAACGAUCGCCCUGGAAAGAAUUGGCUAAGUCAAUUCAUGAAAAGGAACAAUCUCAGCAAAAAAAAGCCAACAUGAUUUGUGCUGCACGUAAAUCUGUGACCAGCAACCCUUUCAUUAUUUAUGAUUUUUAUGAUACAAUAGAAAAAUUGUUCAAUGAAAAGCAAUACACCCUGGCACAGGUAUGGAAUUGUGAUGAGUGGGGAUUCCUAACAGAUCCAUCAAGAGCGAAGGUCAUUGGACCUAAAGGAAAGGUUGCCAACAAGCUGAUAUGGGGUGAAGGCCAUGAAAACAUAUCAACAUUAGCUGCCUGUAGUGCAGUUAUUACUGAAGUUAAAGUUAUUACUGAAAUGGAGUACCUCGCCAAGUUAAAGAAAAUAGAUGAAGAAGCAAAACAAAAAGAGGAGAAACGUCUCAACAGAAAAAGAACUCAGCCAUCUGUAGCAGGAAAAAGACCUACAAUAAAGAAGAAAAUCAAAUUUGGGAAAGGUAAUGGAAAUGACAGCAGUAUCGAAGAAAGUACAGAUGAAGAAGAAGAAAAAUCGACAGAUUCUGAUGAUGAAAACAGUAGCAAUGAGAGCAACAAUAGUGAUGACAGCAGUGAGGAUGACGAUGAGAGUCAAAAGGAAAUGACAGCGGAAGAAUCUUUGUUGGACUUAUGGAAAAGCUUAAAUCCCCUUGCUGAGGAGAGUGAUGUUAUACAAAAGUGGUAUGGAUGCAUUUAA
Messenger RNA from Hydractinia symbiolongicarpus, 1032 nucleotides. RefSeq lists its product as uncharacterized. Lineage: Eukaryota; Metazoa; Cnidaria; Hydrozoa; Anthoathecata; Hydractiniidae. The coding region runs from base 1 to 1032 and encodes 343 amino acids. The transcript is spliced from 5 exons. The record is from RefSeq and is a predicted model, not a curated record.